Molecule: messenger RNA, 866 nt
Organism: Leptomonas pyrrhocoris
Lineage: Eukaryota; Euglenozoa; Kinetoplastea; Trypanosomatida; Trypanosomatidae
Exons: 1
Coding region: 231-866 (211 amino acids)
Biological process (GO): intracellular protein transport; endoplasmic reticulum to Golgi vesicle-mediated transport; Golgi organization
Cellular component (GO): COPII-coated ER to Golgi transport vesicle; Golgi apparatus; endoplasmic reticulum
Source: RefSeq, a predicted model, not a curated record
AGGAUGCGGCGUGACUUUGCAAGCGUGAGCAACACCACACACCACGCACACACACACACUUACACACAACUCGUGACAUCUUCCGCUCCUCUCACUCCUCGACAGUUGAAAAAGGUUACCGACUUCAUAAUACCUCUUCACUUCUCUAGUAGGGUCUAAAGGGGUUUCCAGUGUACGGACCCUUCAAACUCUCUUUUUAUCGUUUCGUCGUCACGCAAACACACGCAGGGAUGGUAAUGCGGUACUCGCUGCUGUGCGCGGUGCUCCUGGCGCUGUGUGCGCUGACUUCCUUGUCCGUCUGCGGGCUGCGCGUAAAGCCGACCAUCAGCUCUGUGACCUUCGACGUAGGCAAGGAGGAGGUCUGUCUCUACUCGACGGGCAAGGACUUCUACGAGGGCGUGUCGAUGCACUAUCACGUGAUGGAGGGCGGCAACGACUUCGACGUCUCUAUUCGAGAUGUGGAUGGUCACCUCAUUUACGCCUCCUACGCCGGCGAGCACGGCGCGGAUGAUCGGGUGUACUUCACCACACACACUCGGAAAGAACACGCGUACUGUAUCGACAAUCGCGACUACUCCGGUGCGCCGAAGACGAUCAAGAUGGAGGUGGGGCUCACAUCGCUGAAGCGGUGGAAGAGCCGAAUCGACCCGCUGCGCAAGUUGAUGACGCGCACGGAAGGCUUUGUGAUGGGGAUGAACGACGACCAAAUUUUGUUGCGCCUGAAGGAAGGUGGGAUGCGUGAGUGGGUAGAGAAGAUUUUCACCAUGUUACUGGUGCGGACGGCGACGGAGGCGCUCGUUGUGUUGGUGAUUGCCAUGCUGAACGCACUUCUCAUCUCGUACAUUUUCAAGCGCGCCGUGAAGUGA